Messenger RNA from Suillus paluster, 1161 nucleotides. RefSeq names its product Clavaminate synthase-like protein. The transcript has 12 exons. Gene Ontology annotation, molecular function: dioxygenase activity. The record is from RefSeq and is a predicted model, not a curated record. The coding region runs from base 1 to 1161 and encodes 386 amino acids. NCBI's taxonomy places the organism in Eukaryota, Fungi, Basidiomycota, Agaricomycetes, Boletales, Suillaceae.
AUGGAGGUAUUGAUCCAGACACUGAUGAGGAAAAAGACCUUCAUAAGAAGCCUGCAAAAGUCAAGGGUAUGUCUUACCUUGCCCUACGUGCCGCAUUACGUUGCAGCACCUCCUACGAAGGAAAAUUUGGAGUAUGCUGACCUUGCGAUCAUCGACAUUUCGAAAGCCGCCACUGAAGAAAGUCGCGCAGGGCUCGCAAUUGAAUUAAGGGAGGCCCUCCUCAACAAUGGGUUCUUCUAUGUCGUUAACCAUGGGCAUUCGAAAGCCCAAACAGCUCGCAUGUUUGACAUUGCAGACGUACCCUUCUCGGCCGUCACUGAUGAGGAGAAAGAAACUGGGUCAGUCCAAGGAUAUACAUUACUGCAGUACACGGAUAUCGACGGUAGAGUGCGCGACCAGCUUGAACAAUACUCCACCAAUCGCGAUGUGACCGAGCGAAGACACCCAGAGGCCCUCCGUCCUCUUCUCCCAGAGAUCCAAGAGUUUAACAAACACAAUCACUUCAACGUGUUGCAUCCUAUCCUGAGGCUUAUUGCACACAGCCUCGAGCGGCCGGAAGAUACGCUAGUGAACAACCAUGACUAUGACGCCGUCGGCGAGACAGCUGGAACAUACGUUUCAAGCAGCUCAUGCCUCAGGUUCAUCAAGUACUACCCACGAACAGAGGAAGAAGAAAUCGAAACAAAGAAUGUCUGGCUGAGGGGACACACGGACUUGGGGAGCAUUACGAUUCUGUGGAGUCAGCCUGUCGCUGCACUGCAAAUUCAGACCCGCGAAGGCGAAUGGCGUUGGAUCCGUCAUCUGGAAAAUGCACUUGUUGUCAACGCAGGUGAUACAAUGGAAUUCCUUUCCGGCGGGUACUACAAGGGCACGAUCCACCGCGUUGUGCAGCCCCCAGUGGACCAACGGAAUUAUACUCGCCUUGGAGUAUUCUACUUUUCCAUGCCUAACGACGAUGUCAGGUUGGUGCCGAUGGUCGAAAGCCCAGUCUUGAAGAGAGUGGGGAUUCAGAGACGUUGCGACGACAGCGAGGCACCAACUAUGGAACAAUGGAGGAAAACGAGGUCGAGGGCUUAUGACCAUUCAAAAUUGAAGGGUGGAAAUGAGAAGGGCAUAGAAGACGAGAUCAUCGAUGGGGUGGUAGUUAAGCAUUACAACUGA